AUGACGGGAGAUUCGUGUGGAAGAGGAGGCGCAGGUUGGACUCUCCCCACUCCCGCCGGCCCCGGUGAGCCGGGUGGAAGGCAGGAGCUAGACGGCGCACCAAAGUUCCCCUGGGCCAAGACGCUGCCCCCAGCUCUUCCUAAACAGCAGGGACGGCUCCGAGCGAACGCGAACACGUGGGACUCAAAAGUUGGUCUCCCGCAGCAGCCCAGGGACGCGGUACUGGGUCCACCCCUACUUACCAGGCGCGGGGCCCCGAGGGCGGACUGGGCUUCGGCUGGCGGGGUCCAGCCCGAGUGCGGCGGCGGUGCGUCCGUGGGCGAGGUCGAGGGUCGCGCUGCCCUCCCCUCGGGCUCCGGGGCAGCGCAGCGGCGGCAGAGAGAAGAGACGCCAAGCCGGGAGUUCGGGCUCCGCGGGGAGCCGGGCUCCACUCUAGGCGUCGGGGCUCCUGGGGAACACGUCUCCUCUCCACUUGCUGCCCUCCCCUCGGGCUCCGGGGCAGCGCAGCGGCGGCAGAGAGAAGAGACGCCAAGCCGGGAGUUCGGGCUCCGCGGGGAGCCGGGCUCCACUCUAGGCGUCGGGGCUCCGGAGCAGGCGCCUGGGUCGCCGGCGGCCGGCCGGAGCGUCCUCAAGGGCGGCGCGGGCGGCGGACUGGGCGGGCACUGGCGGCGGCGGCGCGGGAGGGAGGCGAGCGGGCGGGGAGACCGGCAGGGCGGCUCCGCCCCGCACGCAGAGAGCGCCGGGCCGCCGGAGCAGCAAAGUGUGCGCUCUCCAGGGGAGGACUUUCUGGAGCCCUCCCUGUCUAGUAAUGGCACUCUGAUCAUUGCCAUCUGUCUUUGCUUUGCAGAUGUCAUCAUUGAA
Lipotes vexillifer (Yangtze River dolphin) is the source of this 861-nucleotide messenger RNA. The record is from RefSeq and is a predicted model, not a curated record. NCBI's taxonomy places the organism in Eukaryota, Metazoa, Chordata, Mammalia, Artiodactyla, Lipotidae.